AGUUGGAGAAAGAUGGCGUCGACUUUACUGAGAAGGUUUUCAGCAUUAAGAAGUGAUUUAACUUUGCCAUUAACGUCUCUUCACAGAAAGUUUUUGAGCAAUGGGACAAAGGUUCUGUGUCAGAGCAGCCCUCCCCAAGCCGGGUUUUUCCCUGCGAAUGAAGGAGUGAUGUUGCUGCCCGGUUCUUUCAAAAACAAAGUGGCCUUCAUCACGGGCGGCGGCACGGGUUUGGGGAAAGGAAUGGCCACUGUAUUGUCCACGCUGGGUGCUGAAUGUGUCAUUGCAAGCAGAAAGCUGGAUGUGUUGCAAAAGACUGCUGACGAAAUAUCAAAUCAGACAGGAAAUAAGGUCCAUGCUGUGCAGUGUGAUGUGAGAGACCCUGCAUCAGUGACGGCCUGUGUCGAUGAACUUAUCAAUGUCGCUGGGCUCCCUGAUGUGGUAAUCAACAAUGCUGCAGGAAACUUUAUCUCUCCCUCCGAGAACCUCUCCGCCAAUGCCUGGAGAACCAUAACAGACAUAGUUCUGAACGGAACUGCAUUCGUAACCCUGGAGGUCGGGAAAAGGCUGAUAAAGGCAGAGAAAGGCGCAGCGUUCUUGGCCAUAACCACGAUCUAUGCGGAGAGCGGCUCAGGUUUCGUGGUGCCCAGCGCCGCGGCCAAAGCGGGAGUCGAGGCUCUGUGCAAGUCUCUGGCAGCCGAAUGGGGCAGGUAUGGCAUGCGGUUUAACAUCAUUCAGCCCGGGCCAAUAAAGACCAAGGGCGCCUUCAGCCGCCUGGACCCGACGGGCAUGUUCGAGAAAUCGAUGAUCGGUCGGAUACCGACGGGGCGUCUGGGCACUCCCGGAGAGAUAGCCAAUCUGGCAGCCUACCUCUGCAGCGACUACGCCACCUGGGUCUCGGGGGCGAUCAUUAGGAUGGACGGCGGGGAGUAUGUGUCGAUGGCUGGCGAGUUCAAUGACCUGAAAAAGGUCACCAAGGAGCAGUGGGCCAUGCUGGAGACCAUGAUCAGGAAGACCAAAGGGUCUUAAGGACAGCCACUGUUCAGUCAAUGGAUUGGACUGCUCUGUAUGGGAUUACGCAGUGUGUUGCCUACCCUGGGGAUGGGAGAGUGUAGCGGUCCUGUAAUGUGGCAGCUCCUGCAAGUUAGAUGUGUUUUGGGCAGUGAAUGGUAUUGUAGGAAACCACAGGAUGAGAAAUCCCCUCGAUAUCAGAGAUGGUGCUGUACCCCAGGUCUGCGAGUGAAAGCUUCUUCACAGCCUUACAAAUCAGAAAUGCCAUACUGUGUUUCAAGAUGUGCCUCUAACAAGCAUUAAUCCCUUCAUAAUUUCGCUGUGUUAAGUGGAUGACUGAUUUAGUACCUAUGCUCCGUCGGUUUGUACAAAUGCCAGUUUUUAAUAAAAAUGUCCAUGUUCCA
This is a messenger RNA of Megalops cyprinoides (Indo-Pacific tarpon), 1412 nucleotides long. It is a transcript of the gene decr1, whose product is annotated as 2,4-dienoyl CoA reductase 1, mitochondrial. Gene Ontology annotation, biological process: fatty acid beta-oxidation. Bases 13 to 1026 code for a protein of 337 amino acids. The transcript has 10 exons. The record is from RefSeq and is a predicted model, not a curated record. Gene Ontology annotation, cellular component: mitochondrion. Gene Ontology annotation, molecular function: 2,4-dienoyl-CoA reductase (NADPH) activity. NCBI's taxonomy places the organism in Eukaryota, Metazoa, Chordata, Actinopteri, Elopiformes, Megalopidae.